AUGCCAUCCGCUACACGUCCCCUCAACAUUCUCAUAUCUGGCUCCGGUAUCGCCGGUCCUGUUACAGCAUACUGGCUGCAUCGCUUCAUGCCAGCAUGCCAAAUCACCAUUGUAGAACGUGCGCCCGAACCAAGACUAGGUGGGCAAGCCGUAGAUCUUCGCUCUUCAUGUUUGCCAAUUGUGAAGAAGAUGGGAGUAUUGGACAAAGUGAAAGAGAAGACUACAACCGAAGUUGGCAUGCAAUUUGUAUACCGGGAUGGCCAGAGGCGGGCGACUUUUGAAGCUACCGGAGAGGAGGAGAGACAAAGUGCAACAAGCGAGUACGAAAUCCUGCGAGGCGACAUGGCACGCAUCGUCUAUGAACUCACAAAACCCAUCCCAAAUAUAACCUACAUCUUUGAUGAGAUGGCCACCGAAAUCAAACAGGACGAGUCCAAAGACGGCAAAGCCCUCGUCACCUUCAAGAACGGCAAACUCCCUCCCACAGAAUUUGACGUCGUCAUAGGGUGCGACGGCCAAAUGUCACGAACCCGCCGCAUGGUUUUCGGUCACGGACCUAACAACGAUGACUACCUGUACCGUCUUGGACAGUACUCUGCUCUCUUCACCAUGCCUCGCGAUCCAACCGACACCCAGUAUGCACAGUGGUACAAUGCAUCGCGUGGCCGGCUCUUCUUGUUACGGCCUGAUCAGUAUGGUACGACGAGGGCUUAUCUCGCUGUUACCGAUGCGAACCUGAGUCGCUUCGACGAGCUAGACAAGUUGCUGAAGAACGGAACAAGGGAAGAGCAACAAGCGUGGUUUGAAAAGGAGUUCGAAGAUGCGGGCUGGCAAACCGAACGUUGUAUACGAGAGAUGAAGAAGGCGGAUGACUUCUACAUGCAGCAGAUUGCGCAGGUGAAGAUGGACACCUGGCAUAAGGGAUGUGUGGCUCUGGUGGGUGAUGCGGCGUAUUGUCCGAGUCCAAUUUCUGGUGUUGGUACCGGAGCAGCUAUAGUAGGCGCCUACGUUCUCGCUGGCGAGAUCUCCCGCAACCAAGAUGAUAUCCCUACCGCACUAGCAAACUACGAACGCGUUGCCCGAGAAUACGUCGACAAGGCGCAGAAGCUCAUUCCAGGUGCACCGCAGAUUGCAAACCCGCAGACCGAGUGGGGAAUUAAGAUAUUCAAUACUGUGACCGGCACGCUUUCACAUCCGUAUAUUCAGAAGUUCAGUGGCGUACUUGGAAAGAUUCUUCCGGCGUUUGGCUCGACGAAGAUUUGGAGCCCGCCGGAGUAUGAGUCGUAG
This is a messenger RNA of Alternaria atra, 1287 nucleotides long. RefSeq lists its product as uncharacterized. The coding region runs from base 1 to 1287 and encodes 428 amino acids. Gene Ontology annotation, molecular function: FAD binding. The transcript is spliced from 3 exons. The record is from RefSeq and is a predicted model, not a curated record. Lineage: Eukaryota; Fungi; Ascomycota; Dothideomycetes; Pleosporales; Pleosporaceae.